CUACCAAGUUUAUUAUGGCGGGUUUCUUCGAAUUUUCCUUUUUGUAUGUUUUCGCUUUGUUUUUGGGAGGAUAUCAUGUCGUGAUUUGUUAAUUUUGCCGGCAGAGUUGCCUUAGCCCAAGAUGAACUUUUCAGAACUCUUCAAACAGACCAACCAACUGAGCAAGUUUUCUCCAAAUGGAAAGUACAUGGUAAUAUUAUGAUCGUUGGUGAUUGCUGUGCACGGAGCUCGCACGAAGUCAUGUACGUUUCGAUACAAGUUAAUGUUCAGUCAACGUGUAAAUAGUUUUGCGUACUUGGCUUAAAGAACGAAGAAUAAUCACUCCAUAUGUUUUUCUCGUUCAGGCGUAGAUUAUACGUAAAAUGGUCGAAACGAGUAACUUCAGUGCUUGAGGUCGUAUCAAAAGAGUGCUUGAGGUCGUGUCAAAACGACUUGUAGCGACAUGACUUUGUAUCGAAACGUCUGUUUUCCGCUCACCAGGGCUGCAAAUAACGGCCGGUCAACGGACAAUGUCCGGUCAAAAAUAGGUUUUGUCCGGUCAAAUCCUUAGAUGACCGGACAAUUUGCCCGGUCGUCUAGGCUGGUAAGGAAAAAAUUUAGAGUUUCAACUUUUAAAUAUUUAAAGGUUCAAUAUUAUUGGCGUUUGUGAAAAAGGAGGGGAAAAGACGGAUACUUAACUACCAGACCAAAAUUUCCGGCUGUCGUGGCUUUGUCAUUCACCAAGUCGUCACCGCAAAUUAGCGGGUCUUACAAAUGUGUACCAGUCACGGGUGUGAAUUACUUGUUUCAUAUUUAAACAUCAUGUGAAGGGGUGAGGGGGUACUUUUAUAGCGAUAAGAUGUAAUCGAUGUUUGUCCGGCCAAAAAUGGGAUAUGUCCGAGCAAAAAUAGGUUUGACCGGACAAUUUGACCGGCGCCAGCCGGGAAAUUAUUUGUAGCCCUGGCUCACACAGUACAAAUUAAUUUUUUUUCUCCAACUAUGACUUCUGGUCAAAUGGUUUCAUUUUACCUUCAAGGGUAACUGCGUUCAGUAUCGAUUGCUUGUUCGAGAUGUAAAAACCCUUCAGAUUCUACAACUCUACACCUGUUUGGACGUUGUACAGUGCAUAGAGGUAGGCAUUAAUGGACUGUAUGUCCAAAUUAGCUAUUUGGGGUCAAAUUUUAGGUAAGAAAAUACCUUUUUGUACUCCCAAACAACACGAGACGCAGAUCAAUACUUUGUGCCAGAAAUGUGCUCUCAAUGAUCUUCAAUAGCCCAUUUUUCAGUUUCAGGUGGAAACGAGGCUUGAGUUGACCUUGUUUCGAAACAUCCAUUCGUGCUUUAUUGUGUAAAUCAUGUUGUUCUUAUCCUAACUAGUAUUUUUUAAGCAUAACUUCCUUUAGAAAUUAAGGAAAGAGGUUUGUAUCAAAACAAGCUCAACCUUGGGCACACAUUCGCUCAAAGCCAAGGGCAUAAAGCCGACAACCAGAAAAUGGCCUAUUUGAAGCUCAAGCACUUGUACAAAAGAGGAGAUACAUUUAUACCUGGGAUGUAUAUAUCGUGGCUCAAUUUAAUCCUUGGUUCAAAGUUUCUUUCUUUCUUUUUCUUUUCUAUUUUUGUCUCUUGUUUUUUUCAAACUCAUCACUGUGACACUAUCAUACAUUGCCAUAUCCUAAAAUAUAAGAAAAUAAACUUUAAUCCAAAGAUGAUUUUGGACCACAAGAUAUAUGUACAAUGAGGAUGAAUGAAGUAGAGAGACUGAUGAUGAGAGUUUCUGAAGUGAUGGUGUAGAAUUUCAAUACUUCUGAAGAUUAUUGCACAUGUUGAACACAUACCUUUCCAAGGGAUUUUAUUUAUAGAAGUGCAUUUCCUCACCAUUUUGUUGAAAAAUUCCUUUUUGUAACAAAAUGUAAAUUAGCACUUGAAGUGAGUCCUUAGGGUCUUGGUGGGUAUUACAACAUGUAAAUACAAUGGCCCAAUUUCUUUACUGCAUCUUAGCCUGCAAAUGAUUAUAUUUCCGGUUGCCGCAACUCUCCGUGAAGAGAGGCUAUUGCUAGGAAAAAAAAAUAUAUGUCUGCAUUUUCUUGCUACAUGUAGCUCCUGAUUUUUAUUCACAGCAAAGCAGAGAACAAUAUUUAGAUAACUUUAUUGACUCAUAAGUGCACAUACACGUAAGUGUACAUACACAAGAAAUCAAAGAGCUGAAGAGCAGUCUCCAGGCCCUAGAAGUUGAGUUCUGUAUUAACAAUGCCAACAUCUACCCAAUUAAAUUCAUCAACAAGAUGCACUUGGAAGCAGGUGCCUUAAAGGUGAAACGGCUUAUAGCAAAGAAGGGGAGCAUUGCCUUGGAGGUAAGCAUGGGAACCAAGCGAGCGCCAACCACCCAGCACUGUCAUACUGAAAGAGUUCAGUGGAAUACUUACCAAAACCCAUACUUACCUAUCCGGGGAUGGCAGAAGUGGGAGCAAAACCAACAGAUAUCACAGGCUGUGAACAGCGGUGAUCCGCAAAGAUCAGCAAAGCAAAGCAGAGCUGAGAUAUGCAACCUCAUGUCAGCCCGAGCAAACCAAGUGGCCACUCCACACAAACCUGCCUGCCUGGGGUUCAACCGCUGACCCACUAGCAUUGUCUAAAGGUUAACCAUCUUUAAGGGUAAUUACAGUUUAGCCACAUUUAUACUCAUUGACAAGAUGAGCUUAGGAGAAGGUGUCUUAAAGGUGGAAAGGCCUAUAGCGUUAAAGGGGAGCAUUGCCUUGGAGGUGACCAUGGCAACCAAGCAAAUGCCAAACACCCUAAAAACUCCUCCAACCACAGUGCUUGGACGCCAGAGGGACUGCAAGAACGGGUGCCAUGGGACCUACAAGACCCCAACACCCCCAUUCCCUCACCCUCAAUGAAGGUAUAAAACAAAAAAGUAAGUAAGCUGGGAUCAUGACAAACCAGCCAAAGCCUCUGCAGGAGUGCAAAUUUACAGCUGGUAAGCAUUGCUCAUUGAGCAUCCCAGUGCUUAAAUGAGGGAAUUCGGGAAUUCCUUGCCUCGUUGCUCCAGUGGCCACACCUUUUCCUUUUUAAAGAGGUGCCACUCUAUUUCCUAACCAACUUCCAGAGGUGGUAAUGGUUGUGUUGUCUGAUCAUGGUAACUCCUUCUGUCUUGUUAACUCAAUCUUCUUUUCAACACCUUUGAUUAUGUGAGGACAUAGCAAGGCUGAGGCAGUUGGCAUUAGUGUCUUAGUUCUUUGAGACAAGAGCCUCUGUGCAGCACCUGAUGCAAUGGUUUCAACAGGCUAAAUGACGGUUGGAGAAGUUUUUCCUGUAUUCUUCAACAAAGGGCAAGCCAAGGAUCUCUUGAUUUAAUGAACAAGAUGACUUAGGCUCCAGGGACAAUUAGGCACUUUAGAGGCUUGUGGUGUUUUCUGAAUUUGCACACACAGAGCAUUGAAAUAUGAUCUUUAACCCUAGGGAUAAAUGAUGAAGCAUGAUUUAAUGCCAAGAUGACUUCCAUUAUGCAGGUAAGAUCGUUUUCCAUUAUGCAGGUAGAUUUCCUCAUUAUAAUAUUAUUCCAGUAUUCUUGAACAGGUAUGGGUACCUCACUUUUAAGUUCAGGCCAUCCUACCAACAUUAUUGCCUUUAAGCUUUGGAGUUCAUCUUGUUCGGUCGCUUCUGUGGUUGUGCUAAACUUCCACUUGAACAUGUGAAGGAGUCCAACGGGUUUAAGGCUUCAACCUCUGAGGCAAACACUUGGAACUCUUCAUCUUCUUCUCAUUUGCUGGCAAGAUAAGCUCUUGGCAGGUGAUCUGCUAAUUUGUGAGCCAGGCUUGUACAUUACAUCCAAAUUAAACUGUUGUAGGGGUAAUAACAUUCUCUGUUACCUUCCCAGAGCUAUUAGCAUGGAUACCUUGAAAAUGGAUUGAAAUGGCUUGUGAUCUGGUUCUACAGUGUUCUUGUCUCGCCGUGAAAGGUAUUAGUUAAAGCAGUGGUAGGCGAACAUGAUUAUUGUGCAUAAUUAGUUUGCUCUGUUGGUGUUAAUGUCUUUGAUGUAAGCACAACUGGCUGGCUGUUCUGGAGAACCACAGAGCCCAAUAUUCUCUCUCUUGCAUCACAUGUAGGGUGACUUCUUUAUCGUAGUACAUUGUAUUUAAGAACAGGCUGGUUCACCCCUAGCAUCUUAAUUUCUUGGAAGGCUUUUUCACCUUACCUUAACUGUAUCACCUUCUCCUUAUCAGGAUCUGCUUUGAGUCCAUCCUGUGACCCAUAAACUUCACUUCAGGCUUCUUCAACUCCAUUUUGCUGCUGUUUAGGUUAAGAUUAACUUUGCAUACUCUUUCUAGUAAUUUGAUUAAGUUCUUAUCAUGAUUACUGACUUCUUGCUCUCCCGUUGCAGCAAAUCCCAUAACAAAGAUGUGAUAUCUAAUCACGUCUACACCUUCCAUUUAAGUCUGACAGUUUUUCCUGUUGGAUAUUCUCAAAUUCUUCAGGUGCAAGGCUUAAACCAUAUUAAGGGCAUACGCAGACAAUGGUAGUGUCCAAAACUAUCUGCUGCUGCCUUCAUCAAGCGUACUGAAGGUGUAUGGUAUUUAGGAUGCUGAAUUACUUUGUUCAGUUCCUGAGGGUCUAAGCAUAAUAUUCAGAAUGUCAGUUUUUGGCAGCCACUAUCACAAUUAUUGCUGAUCCACUCUGUACGGGCUGCUUUUUCACCAUGAUACCAUUUCUUUCUAGACCUGUGAGCUUCCCUGCCACUUCCCUCUUUAGGGCUAUGGGUAUGUGUCUAGAGGUGUGCUGUACUGGAACUGCUGAGGGAUCAACUACAAAUCUGCUAGUGCCAAUGUGUCUAAGAUCUUUGAAGACAUCACCAAAAUCUCUCAGUAUACUCUCUGCUGAUAAGAGAGCUUGUUUUUCAUCCUAGACUAGAACUUCAGCUUGAGAUGCUACUUUGAGAGGUUUUACUUUUGACUGGUUUCUGCGGAUAGUAAAGCUUUUUAUUGUUUGUUUCACCAAUGACUUGAAACUUUGAAACAAUAAAGUAAUUGUGAUUCUCCACCAUGUAAGACUUGGAGAUCAACUUUGCCAAGAGGCUUCAUCAGGUACACUGUAGCCGUCAAGUACACUAUAAUUUAAUAUUAAAGCUUGGCUUUGCUAGUUUCCAUGGAUUACCAUCUUGCUUGAUAAUCAGCAAAUCUCUAUAGCUGCAUGAGUACAUUACAGGUGACUUCUGUACCCAGCUGACAUUUAAGCUUGGUUUCCAGCUUGUUUUGAUUGUAGAAACUGAGUUUUGGGAACAAUCAAUUAUCACAGGACUCCAUAAUUGAAAUAUCUUCCUGUUUGAGAACUGGUUCCUCUGAAUCUGACUUUUCGUAGCUUUCUUUUAGGAGUUUAACUUCAUCUUUCUUCUUCAGGCCAUACACAUGCUUGCAAAAUUAUCGUAAUGGCACUUGUGUUGGGUACACCAGUUCCCGCACUUCUUAUUACCAGUGCUAAGGAACGAAAGGAAAGCUUCUUCCAAAGAAAUCUCUUACAUGUGUGUACGCUUUAGAGACAAAGCGAUUGAUAUCGUGUGUUCUAACGAAAUAACCAGCAAGCAAUUGGAGUCAAUAAAAGUCGCCACCGCCAGCCUGACGAAAUUUAGAUCUCAUAGUUAAACGGGAAAAGUAAGAGUUCCAAGAAGCUUUGUUUUGAUUUGUUUUUGUUUUACAAGCUUUUCUGGACACAGGCCUGCCCAGAGGGAAUAGGCACGAACGGGACUCAUACUGUAGGUCCCAUGCAAGGUGCCAUCCAUACCCAAUCCCAUAACCCGUAAAGGUUGGCCACACCACCGGGGUCUACGUCCCCUACUCUUUUCGAACAGUAGUGUUGGUUCUUUUACGUCCCACAAGAACAGAUCAGUGAAAGUGCUGUGAGAUGGGACCUACGGUUUUUCGUUCUUAUCCGAGAAGACUAGAAAGUCUAGUCAUUUGCAGAUGUCAUUACAAAGGCAGCACCUUCUUCUCAGUUAUUUAAAGACCCGAAGUGUUGGUCCGGCCGGCGUUUGAACCCGAGACCUCCCGCUCAACAGGCCGGCGCUCUCCCAACUGAGCUAACCAGGUGGCGGUAAAAGCCGCCAAAAAGCAGGAAAUAAACAAGGAAAGAAUCGUUUCCCUACUGGAAGCGAAACAACAUUCGUGCAUGUCAACGAGGCCGAUGACUAAUCUGUCAGUCACAGAUUAAUUCAUCUGUUAUGGUUCCAGAUUAAUAAUAAUAAUAAUUUAUUCAUUUAUAGUGAGUUUUUUAACAUCCUAGGUGAUCAAAAGUGCAUUACAGCAAUAAAUAACCUAAAAACUAUACAAAUGUUAGAAGUAUACAAAUAUAUUUAAUAUCUAAGAGAUAUUAAAAGCUAAUUUAAAAAGAUAAGUUUUAAGAUUAGAUUUAAAAGUAGAAAUACAUUUUGAUGCUGAGGAGGCUAACAGGAAGAGCGUUGCAUAAAGUGGGCGCAGCCACACUGAAGGAUCUGUCACCAAAUGACUUUUUCAUUUUCUCUGACGGAUGCUUUAAUAAAACACCUUCAAUAGAGUGCAGCAAAUAGCGCGUAUUAGUCUUAGUAUGAAUUAAAUCAAUAAUGUAACUACAGGUGCCAUGCCAUAGAGGGCUUUGAAAGUAAGUAAUAAAAUUUUAAAAUUAAUUCUAUAUCUUACUGGUAACCAGUGUAAAUUUAUCAAAAUGUGCAUAAUAUGGUCAUACUUUUUACAUGACAUAAGCAGCCUAGCUGCAGCGUUCUAUACUCUUUACAACUUAGCUAUUUCACAGUCCGGUAAUCCAUAAAUCCGUAAAUUCACAAGACAACGCAAGCUUUCGAAGGAGUGAUGUAGUUGUCAAUUGAUUCUCCUUUUUUUUGCUCACAAGAACUAAAGACAUACCAUUCAUAAAAUAUGUUGUGUUGUGGCUUGAAAUGUAGUUUUCUAAUGCAUUCAUGCAUACUUGAAUAUUAUUCCUGACCUUGUCCAAGGUAUUAAGAUGAAGAACGUAUCAUUACACCACCUAUUGAAUAAUACCAAAAUUAAUGUAAUCUGUAAUAAUCAUGAAUAUCAGUCUGUGCACAAGCACGGUGUACGUGACUUUAGUACUCUUUUGGCAUUACACCCUUGCAAUGUUGAAUUAGAUUUAUUUCUUGCUUCAUUUUUCUUUUUAUGUUUUAUCCCACAUUUGAACUGGCAUGCAGUGGUCUUCUGAUUCUUUAUACAUCCUUUGUGGAAUGUUCAAGAGAGGGAUUAUACAGGUAUCGACAUGUUUUAAGUUUGUUGAGAUGUUUCCAAUUACAUGUACAUACAUGUACCCUAUUGGUGUUUAAUUUUACUGCCCCGUCUAAGCAUAUUUUGCUAUCAUAAAUUAGCCUGUGUAGCAUGGCGGUUUUGGUUGGAUGUACAAAAAAAGCUGGACGCCACUCAGUAGUGCGCCCGACAAAACUGUCAUGCUACACUGGCUAUUGUGAAAUAGUUACAAAAUAGGUAAAUAUAUAAUACCAGUUAUUAAAUAAAUCCUUGUGAAACUUAAUACUCCCCAAAAAUGACAACUUUAAUACAACAACAUAGACAGGACAUGUAUCGACAAGUACAUAGAUUAUCAACUGGUUUUAAUGAUGAGUUCAAUUUUGUGUCUAAUCUUUUGUGAAAUAACAGUUUAAUAAUAGUUUAUCUUAAAAGUUAUUUUUUUUGUGUUUUCUUUGUUCCAGUUUAUCUAAAAAAAUUUAAAAGUUCAGGGACUUUUUGUAAAAUAAAAAGAAGUUGAGAACGUUUAAAUUGCAAAGUUUAAUGCCCUCUUUGAUAUUUGCCUAUUGAAAUUGUGAUAAUAAAGCCACUUAAAAUACUCUGUCACAAAAACUGUGAAAUUAAGUACCUGCUAUAUAUUGAAGUACCAAUAAGUUGUGCUGAAGCUGGCUUACUGAUACUUUUGUUUGUGUUGUUCUUUCGAUUAGUGCUUAUAAUGAAGAAAUUGGUUUUCCUCAAUUGUCUUUCACUGUAUGGCUCCAUUAAAGUCAGCUUGGCAAUUGAAUGUACAAUGUACCCUUUAAGUCAAUUUACAAAGUAAUGAGCAGGAUCAUUAUUAGUAAAUUUAGAGGUGCAGUUUUUCAUUUAUUAUUGUCUUAUUAAACAAUAAUAACAACAGAAGAAAAAAAGGAAACAACAAAACAGUAAUGCUGAUUGUACAAUGUAAUUAUGCAUUAGGUUUGGUCAUUGGAGAAACCUGAUUGGACAUGUAAGAUAGACGAGGGAUUAGCUGGACUGACAGCUGUGAGAUGGAGUCCAGAUGGUCGCCACAUCUUGUCAACGGCUGAUUUUCAGGUAAGGUUACAAUGCAGUGAUUAUAUAGGUCUUUCAAAGGUUACAUCAGUAUUUAAUGCCUGAGUUGCACAUGGAGGUUGGGUGCCAAGGGACCUGGGGGCUGGAGCUGCCUACCCCUAACCCAAGUAGCAAGAACACCCCAAAAGCCUGCCCUACCUGCAACCCAGCCACGAGCCCCACCCACCUUGCCAGAGGACCUCUGGGUUGACCCAGCCCGGAGUGAUGGGGGCUUGUGGCCAAUAAGCCACAGCCUCCAGGGGAGCAGACCUGAGGCACCCAACCCCAGUAGCAAAAAAGGCCGCAAACACCAUACUGUACAUACCACGCCAAUUGAGAGAGCCAGCUGAUGUACGGAAAUAGCACUGAUAUGCAUCACUAAACCAUCACCCCAAGGUCUUAAUCAGGUGAUCUGGAAGUCCCCGGGAUGCCGCUGUUCUAGCAGCACCGAUGCGGAAGCUAUGCCGAGAGUAACUACCCGAAAGGCCUAGCAAAUGUAAAAUAGACUGUACUGAGGAAGACAGCAGGUGAUGUGUCAAGGGACGACCCUCUGUAUAGCAAGACAAUAGCCCUGGGGAAGGGCCACACACCGCCAGAAAGUUGCCCAAUGUCUCCACUGGGCAGACAGUGUUAUUGCCCCGACCUAUGUAGAUGUCACAGCCAACAUGAAAGGGAUCCGUCUUUGAACGCUUGAUGUGAAUUUUGUGAAACAGGUAGGAUCCCCAGAGGAAUCGGCCUGCACAUCACUAAGCCCCAGAUGAAUGCUCGGGACAAACGGUGAAUUGAUAGUAAAUUUGUCAGCACUUAAAAAGCCAAAGAAACCUACGCAGCUUGCCGCCUAGAGCAUAACGUGGUCCCUGGAGUGCAGAUUUAGAGAGCGCUUAAUAACGUGCAAGAUAUCAAUAGUGAUGGGAAGGCGCGUAAGGGAUGAGGAACCCUGCACACGCUUAAUCCCCCUCAGGAGACACUGAAGCUGCAAACAAUUGAUAAGAGGAUCUGGUAACCCACUGUCAAUGUGAAGGGACUGCACCGCGCUAAGGUACACGUUGAUGGAUGAAUGAUUAAGGUUACUACUACUACCACUGUGGCCGAGCAAGAGCAUGCCUCGAUUCAGCACGCCUCUUUCAGGUCUCCCUAUCCAACAUAGAUGAUUAAGGCUAUUCGCCAACAACGUGGCAAAAUGAAUGAAAGUCUGCUUAUCGGCUGGGAGAAGGGCACCAUCAGGACUAAGAUGUUCAUCUUGACGGCAGAAAUCAACGUAGCGACGUUGUACGGACAAGUACACCUGACGCGUAGACGGAGCAAGGCCCUGAGUGAGGAAGAAAUGGCACUUAUCUGUCAUGCGUCGCGUAGGACUGUGAGGAGAUCCGGAGAUGAGGGGUCAGCAUUCUCUGCUUGAAGGGCUAGGUGCUGGAAACGCUGAAACUGGAAACGGGAUAGAGUAUCGGUAACUGGGUUAGCUUUAGCAUGAACAGAUGAGGCCUUAAAGGAAAAGGAAUGGCGCACUGCCAACAAUGCUAAGAAAUGCAUCGGAACCAUUAAAGGAAGAAUCUCUAGAGGUGCUAAAAGACAAAACAGCCACCUCCAUUUCAUUGUUAUACCAGAACUCGACCCGCCUCGAGGACUAUUUAGGACCCCAUAAGUACGCAGCCACAACAAUGGGAAGCAGUUCCUUGUACGCAAUAAACAGGGGUUGCUGUGAUGCUGACCACAGACCUCCAAACUACUGGUUGCUGAAGAUGGCACCAUAGCCCAGAGUACCUGCUGCAUCAAAUGAAACUUGGAAAUCAGGAAGAAAGCUUAUUCUGACAUCAAGAAGAAACUAAGCCCAUCUCACUUUUGCAAAAGAUUGCACCACCAAGUCAAGUACAGACGGAAUUCCUGCUUUAAACGAAUUGGAUGGUCAUCACGUUGGAAAGCAUACAGUACGUUAAUCAUGCGAUGGGGGAACGUUCUAACCUGGGGGGCGAACUUGCACGCAUGGUGUAGGUGACCAAUAAGGGACUCAGCAGAGUAAAUCGCUUUCUCUUUUCAGCGGGAAGCCGGGCCUGUAGCAUGACUGAGCCCAGCAAGUAGACGGGCCCUCAAGCUUGCCCGGGUAGACAGGGAGGCCAACUUUGGAACACAGCUGAAUACACGCCUGCAAAUUGUUGUGACACACCGAGGCUGGGGGACCCAAGGUGAGAAAAUCAUCUAAAUAGUGACGAAAGCAAUCAACACCGUGGCGACAGGUCAGCAUCCACUUGACCAUGUCCGCAAUAGCAGUAAAAAUGUAUGGAGCCGACUAAAGACCAAACAGGAGCGCCAUGGCCACGUAGUAUUUUUCCCGUCAAUUCAUUCCCAAAGGCUGGCGAUCCAAAGGAUGCAGCAUUGCGAUAGGCGCUCGCCGCAUCAAACUUCGUCAUCAGUGCCUCGGCCUCGGGCCAUGAUGCCAUCAAUAACGUACUAGAGUGAAAAGGGAGUCUUUGAAAUGCCGUCAUUUACACUAUGGCCAUCUGGAGACGCCAGGUCCAGAAUCAAGCGCCAUUUUCUUGGCUGGUUGCUUUUUGGAACCUUCCCAAAACGGCUGAUGUGCAAAUCUGUAAACGGCGGUUGAAGGGCCCGCAACCCAACCACAUAAGACUUCAGUCGCGAGGUAGGCAUCAAUGACGGACGCGUGAUCGAAGGCAGAACGCAUGUUGAAUGAGGCUGACUGCAAUGAGACUGGCAAGGCCUCCAAGCUAAUACGAAUACCGUUAUGGAGACCUUCUAAAAGGUAUAUUGUAAGCCGUUGCUGCCUUAUCAGGGUAAUCAACCAACUCCGCUUGGAACUGAGAAAACUGUAACGGACACACUAAAUGUACAGGUGCUAAAGGUGAAAACGAGCGGAUAGCAACGGACACGUCAUGACAAUCGACAGAACUAGAACAAAACGAAGCGGCUGAGCAAGGCAGUCCACAAGGGUGGUCAGGACGAACAGGAACAGUACAUACGCUAUUUACAGGAAACACUGUAGGCGGCUGGAGCUCCUUGGGAGCGAGAGCGAUUGGUGCUGGGAGAAAGAAACGGGCAGCGUACCCUCGGAUGGUCUCCGUCACAGGAGCUGCAAAUGUGGCAGAAGCGGGAGUCCCCAAAAGGCCAUAGGCACCGACCUCUGUUCCUUGAGAUACAGUAUGGGGGGCGGGCCUUGUUUCCCCAGUUAGCUGCCACUGGUGUGGUUGGGCUGAGGACGACGGCAAUGAGGUGGAGAGAGGUGGCAAGCACAAGCGAAACUUCAGACAUGAACAUUCAGAUGCCCCAGUUGCCCCAGAUGCCCCAGGUGCCCCAUUAAGCACUGUAAAACUAUGAGCACGUGUAAACGCGCACGCAUAAAUUGCAACAGUUAACUGCUGACCAAGGGGGCAUUGGAAAUUGUCUUACCACAGGCCUAGGACAGUAACACAAACCUUGCCAAAAACGCCAGAGCACGCCAAUAAAACGCUAACAAACGCCAACGCUACGCUAACGCCCAGCCAACUACUGAGCAGCUAGCUUCUCCUCGUUAACUAAGUUAAUAAGUAUAUUUACUUUCAUUCCGCCUACAUUAGAACCCUAACAAAAAGCUUGCCCCAAUAGUUUAAAUACUAGUUAAUCUGAAGAAGUUAUAUGUGUCAGCAGCUGUUCUUAUAUAUAGUAAUGAAGAAUUAUUUUAAAUUUUUUUGAUUCCUUCUCCAAUCCAUUUUUCACACGGGACCAAUGGACCACCCAAAUUAUUUUUGUAGUGUAGCGCACCUCAGUUAUUUGUUCUUUUCUACUCUUUAUAGUUCCUUGAAAAAACUUUUAAUCGUCAUUACAUUGUACAAAAACAAUGUAUAUCAAUGUUAAAUAAAAGCAAUAUCCCUAGUAGACAUAGCCUGUUCCAGGCGUUCGGAUAGUGGAUUGUGCUGCUAAGUCAGAGAACGGGAAAAAAUAAGAAGGAAGAGAGGGAGAGAGGAGAGACUCACCCCCCUACCCUAUCCCACCCCCUCACUGGGGGGCUCUCGUAUUUAGCAAAAACCUGGGUAUGUCAAUUGGUGCCUAAUGAACAGGAUAUGGUUUACUCUGUGUACAUGGUUCUUGAGUCUUUUUUCACUAUAUAGAGUCUUGACCAAGGUUUAUUUUUUGGACCAGCAGCAUCGUGACUGUAUAUUAUGAACUGACGAUAAUGUCUUACAGUAUGCUUGAAGAAACUAUUAUAACAUUAUCAGGAUGGGCUCCUGCUAUUAUACAAUCAUCACAAUUUAUUAAUUACAAUUCAAUGUGUAUUUUGAGAAGUUUGCCCUUUAAUAAUCUUUUUUUUUUUUAAUCAGUUACGUAUCUCAGUAUGGUCUCUUGUAAGCAAGUCUGUCAGCUACAUCAAAUAUCCUAAACAUGCAAAUGCAGGUAAAUACUGUCCAAUGUAUGUACAUUUAAGUUCUAAGUUCUUCACUAAGUUUUGGAGUAGCCUGCAGUGCAGGCGUUUUCUUCGUACGCGCGAAUGUUUUUGCUCGCGAAAGCACAAUGUUGAAACUCCAAAAGAGAAGAGGAAAUGGGGCGAGUCAGGGGCACCUACCCUAAGGGUUGCUAUUUCUACUCUCCCCAAUCUUCCUCUGUCAUAAAAUUAAAGGUAGCGGCUACAACAAUACAAACACAAACAAGCAGCUUUCGCCCGCCCAAAAUACGCCUGCAUUGCAGGCUAGUUUUGAAGUAACUCUAUUUUAUUUAUUGUUUAUGGAAAAGUUCGGUAAAAUGCAUUAGGUGAAUUUUGAUCUCUCUCUGUCAUAUACCCCCACCCAUCGUCGCAAAGAUUUUAAAGUAAGGAAGUUAGUUUUAGAAGGAUCAUCAGUACAUGUACAUUUCCCAUUCUUUUGGCGAAAUUCAUCAGAAGAACUUAAGGACCCAUUCUGUGCACUCACUGCCACAAAACAAAAAUCGGUUUGUCAGUUAUAAUGUUUGGGCAGGUUUUACAAAACACUUGACGAGGACAAUAAAUUAUACUACAUAAUAAUCUUCUUCAAUAUUAUUAGUCUUUUUUAUGCCAUAUUGUUUCUUACUAGGCCUCGAUUUCAGUAAAGAUGGAAAAUACAUGGCAUUAGCGGAAAGAAGAAACUGCAAAGAUUACAUUAGCAUUUUUCAUUGUUCCUCUUGGCAAUUAGUAAAGGUACAUGCAUUAUAAUUAUGUACAGUAGUUGUACGGCAGAACUGCAUUAAGGUAUUUUGAAUGUUCACAUUUAUCUGAUAGACUUUAUUCUUUCAGUCCUAACUACAUGUAUCUAACAGUACUUUAAAGCCAAAUUAAAAUUUUACAGAAAACUUCAAUUUUAAUUUUUUUCUUCUUGUAAGAUGAAAAUAAUAUAUAUUAUAGUAAUACAUUAUAGGUUAUAUUAGAAUGGUAACACCAAAGGAUUUCAUCUACUAGUUCCAAAAUUAGUUUUUGACAUUUUAAAAAUAACAAAUUGACCACAUUUUUUAUGGCCUUUACUCUUAUUUACCAAAAAUAUGAUGUAAAAAAAUGUUCAAAACUCACUGUGUAAAGUUUUAGACAUUCACGUCUGCAGACUGUUUGCAUCCCUGUUGCUAAGGAUGUCUGAUAGUCUAAUGUUUUAUGUUCUUGUUUAAGGCAAGUUCAGUGUAAGGCACGAGAGACACCAAAAGUCGUGUUUCUAUUAAAUUGUACGUUUUAAUGUGUCUUUCAGCACUUUGAAGUGGACACAAAAGAUCUUGCAGAUUUAGCUUGGUCACCUGACGGAAGAGUUUUGUGUUUGUGGGAGUCCUUGCUGAGAGUAAGUUUGAGCAGGCAUAGUCAAUACUGUAGUAAUAUAUUUACAGAAUUUCGUUUAGAAUGUUUAAGGGAUUUUAAUUACAUGUACAUCAUUCCUAAACAAAAACAAUAAUAAUUAAUUUUAAAAAGGAGGAGGACGAACCUACAAUUUAUUUACACGUACAUGUAACAUGCUGCGUGAUCAGCAUAGAGAAAAUUACCCCAUUUUUUUUUUUCCUCUGACAGUAGAGCCUAUUUGCUUCGGAAAUGUAGAGAUCGACGCUUUAGUUUUUUUCAAAGGAGUUGGAAGGUCUUUCCAAAUAUCUGUAGCCGUGAACGGUGUUGAUUAUUGGCCUGGCAGUGUUUUUACAUGAACAGAUUCCUUCUCUCCAGUUCACUCUUCCUCAUUUGGACAAAGCAGAGUGCUUCAUUUAGUAUGGUUAUCUCAGAGUGUGGGAUCUAAAAGCAAUCUUUUGAUCAAGCAUCGUUUUCGUAGGUUUUUACUGACUACUGUAGUUCACCAAACGCAUUGAAACGAUAUCAAAUCUAAAUAAUUAUCCAUACAUGUAUAAUCUACAGUUCACAAAAGUACUUUGACGGGGGCUAAAUAUUCUCAACACGUUAUUAUCAGCUAGAGCUCCAGAUAAUGUGCUCCUUGCGUUUUUUUCAAAGAUCGGUUUGACUGACCUUUGUAUUUUCUGAUGGACCAGUACUGGUUGAGUUUGCACAUUAACAGGAUGAGUGUUUUAAUAAUGUGCUGCACGUUUCGUAGCAAGUUAAUUUCCUCAAGGGUUAGGAUUGUGUAUUCAGAGUGAGCGUUGGUCCUUGGCGUCAUUUUAAGUCUGGCAGAGGUAUUGACUCUUUGCUCCAACAAUGGCUUUGGUCAAUUUUGUUGGCAUUUUUUGUUUGACUGAAAGACUCCCUGCUCCAGUUUUCCCCCAUUUAUGAUCUUGUAGGAGGAUGCGAUUGUCCAUGAAAACGUUUAGCCCGUUUUGUUCACAUUCAUAUCCAAAGAUUAUGUCCUCAAACACUUGAAGUUCUGGUCGGUAGUAAACGCCCUUUUUCUUGAGCAACUUAAGGUUAAGAUACGGCGAUCCGUGAAGGUGAACAAAGAAACGGAUUUUUCAACGGCCCUCGAAAUGGCCUGAAUCGCUUUGGACUCAUUGCUGCAAUGGGGUGUUUUGACUCUUUUACUAGCAUUUCAAUUCGCUCGAAGACAAGUUCAAACGGUCGGCGCCUGUUUUGCUUAAUACAAGAUUUUGGUCUAUUUUCAGGAUUAUAUUCAUAGAAGCAUUCAACGCUGUCAUCAGUCAUCGAAAUGAAAUGCAACUUCAAACGUAAUGCAAUUUUCUGGAUCCAAAAUCUUGCAUAACCCGCUCCGAAUUCCUCCUGUGGGAGGCUGGUAACAUGGAACCUGUGCCCAUGAUUCCUCACGUACUUUUCGAACUCAAAAGGCCUGACUUCUACUAUCCUGAUAGUCGAGUCCUCGGUGAUAAUUUCGCCAUCAUGAUCACAAUUGUCAUCGCCAUCCUCAUCGUCGUUGUUCUCAUCGUCAUCAUCAUCAUCUAAAUCAUCAUUGUUAUUUGUAACCUUCAUCAUCCUCGUUCUCGUCCUCCUCUUCAUCCUGAUCAUCAUCACCUGGACACUUCAUUAAGGCAAUCUCUGCUCUGCAAAAGCAGGGCACGAAAAUCCAUCUUUUGUCUUCUUUUUGGGGUUCAAUAGAUCUUAUUCGCUUCCCUUGUUCGAUGUUGAACCAAUCUAUAAACGAGCCAGGCAGAUACAUGUUUAAUAUUAUAUUCACAGUCAAGGUGAUAGUAGUUUGCUAUAUUUGGCUCUUUAGGAUGCUUUGAAGAAAAGGCCUUUAGCUUUUGUUCUUCGUCAACAGGUGAAGCCUUGUGUUUUGGUCUCACUCCUUUCUCCUUGAACUAUUUCUAGUACGUGUGGAGUACUAGAAUCAAGACUAUCCUUUUCUUUAUCUGUUAAUCCCAUGUUCUGUUUCAUUAAACAUUCUAGGUCUUCUCGCCAUGAUUGCCCUUUAAUCUCCUUUAUAAGAUCGGAAUAAAUUUUCUCCAAACCAACCGUGCCUUUUGUACACCAUUUUGCUGUCAAGGUGUACACCGUCGACUUGCCAAUACGAGAAGCCAUUUCUAACUCUUCGACGUCAUUCGGCGAUCGGUCUUCCCAAGGGUGAUCCUUCAUCCACUCUCCUUCACUUAUUGUUUCGUCUCCCUUAUCUUCGCUACUACGUUAAGACUCGAAGGAACAUUGGGUUCGGAUUUAAUACUGCUUGCGGCUUUAUCCUUCGACGAAUUUCCACGCUUCUUUUUCUGAGCUGUUUGGUCUUCCAUACCUUCCUCGUUUUUCCUUUCUUCCUGACCUUUGUCAGAGGGUUUUUUCCCCCUGCUACUCAUUCUCGUUUACAAACUAAAACCUUGAGGUACACUUUUCCUGUAAUGCGAAGUUUGAUUAAGAAUAUUCUCAACUGAGGAGAUGGCUGACUGACUUCUUGUUGUCGACACCUUUCCACACUAUGGUCCUUUUUUUUCUUUUUUUUUUUCUUCUUUUUUUUUUCAUGUAUUUUAUUUUAGAAAAUUCCUCUUAUUCGGCAAUUAUUUAUUUAUGUUCUGUAUUUAGUCGUGACAUUUAUCCAUGUGUAGAUAGCUGGAUGCGAAAGUUUCAUAUCUACCUUCCCCCCCCAAAAAAAUUGACCAAAUAUUUUGGAUCUUAAAAAAGCAAAGUCUUUGCUCUUUUAUUCCCCUUACUUUCUGCUUUGUUUGCUUGAUCUAAUUUACAGUAGGAAAUUGAAAUUCACAAAUAAAACACUCUGUUUAUAUUACAGAGGGAAAUUCGGCAAUUAUUUAUUUAUGUUCUGUUUUUUUGUCGUGACAUUUAUCCAUGUGUAAAUAGCUCGAUGUGAAAGUUUUAUACCGUAAAAUUCCGAAAAUAAGCCCGGGGGCUUAUAUUUUUCAAAGGCUUUUUUUGGGGGGCUUAUUUUUGAAGGGCCUUCAUUCGGAGGGGCUUAUCUACGGAGGGAAAUUUGCGUUUCAAAAUCGACUGGGUUAGCCUUAUAGCUGGGAAUGAAUCUACCAUUUUUGCUUUGUUUUACUAUAUAUUUGAGGGUAAUUUUCCAAGUUCAAGCCCCCGGGGGGCUUAUAUUUGGAGGGGCGAUUUAACGGAUUGUUUUUUGCUUUACCGGUUUGGGGGGCUUAUACAUGGAGGGGCUUAUUUUCGGAAUUUUACGGUAUCUAUCUUCCCAAAAACGUUUAACUGAAGAUUUUGCGUCUUAAAAAAGCACAUUCUUCGCUCUUUUUAUACCCCUUACUUUCUGCUUUGUUUGCUUGAUAUAAUUAUUUAAAAACGAUUUCGAAUCUAAACAGCAAGGUCAAAAGUUUCAAAGCAAUGACUCUUUUCUCGGAUUGCGUACCAAACAUCAGAUUGCGAUUGGUGGAACAUUUUCAAUUUUUUUUUCUUUUUAGAAAAUAAAUAAAAUUGAAGGCUACAUUAUGACUUCCUGUACCGAUUUUAAACUGAUUUGUGCAGAUUACGCCUACAAAUGGAGCAAGUCUCUCUUUCUGCUGAGCUUUUUAUUAACGCUUUUACCGUGUCCAUGGAAAGGAAUUUGCCUUCUAUCUCCACUUCUAACCCCGUGGCUAAUGUUACCAAGGCGUUUUCAUAAAGCCUGCUCUCUAGCGAACAACAGAAUACUGUGACCUACUACAAAAAGGUAACCCUACAAGAAUCCCAACCUGGAAGAUAUUACGUUGACUUUGCCGAUUGAUACAUGUAACUGAAAAACCUAUUAGCAAAGGAAUCGUUUAUUUCGGUGGUUGGUCGAUUUAAAUAGGGAAUUAUUUGUUUGUUUGAAAAUAGCUAUCUUCCUAUACUGCUUAUUGGUCCAUCUUGUUUUUCUUUCUAGUACGAACUGCUGCUGUAUUCCUUAGAUGGGCGUUGCUUAUCAAGAUACAGUGCUUAUGAGUUUGCACUUGGAAUCAAGUCUGUCUGUUGGUCACCUUCAAGUCAGUUUUUAGCAAUUGGCAGUUUUGAUGAGAAGGUGCGUGUCUAUGAAUUAAAAUAAUCAAGGAUGGCCUGGUUAACUAAUUUGACGGAUGAGAUCGUUUUGCUGAUUAAUAGCUACUUAUUAUUUGAAAGGCAGAAUUCAGAAUUCAGUAACUACUGCCCUUACCGACAUUCUUGCCAGUUAAGAACAAAAUAUUAAACACUAACUCAAUGACUUGCCCGGAGGGAAACAGUUAAUUUUGUUUCCCGAGAAUCUCAAUGUUUCCCGAGGCGGGGCCGAGAGAGACAUUGAGGUUCGAGAGAAACAAAAUUAAUUGUUUCCCUCCAGACCAGCCUUUAAGUGAUGUGUUAUAUAGCCCACGAAUAAAAACUUUUUCCUGUACAAAUUUAUAAAAAUAAAUCGCUCUGACGUUAUACAUCUUGCAAUGUUGACCGCUCAGAGAUUUUGGCGGUACACACUUUCAUUGUCAGAUGUCAUGUGACCUCGAAGUAACUAAGCCAAUGAGAACGCACACUGUUGGGAAAAAAAAUCCAGCUAUAUAACACAGAGUAUUAUGUGUAAUGGAGCAUUUGAUUCUUUCAUUUCAGUGUCGUAUUCUUAACAACGUUAAUUGGAAAAUAGUUGCAGAACAUCACCAUCCGCAUACUGUGGAUUCUCCCUCUGUGGUAAGUACAAACUACCUGUCACAUUCAGUUGUGUCAAGCAGAUUCAUUUAGGAAUUGGCCAAUCAGAGCCUCAGUCAUUAGGCCUACGUCAUGUGGUAUAUAUGUUGCGUAUGUCUUGGGUGUGGUCGCUUCUUUGUAAGAUUUCAGACUUUUAAAUACAGGUUGAGGCGAAACUGUAACGCGGGGGUAACGAAAUCGAAGUAAACAGACUGAUGUCAAAGAAAACUAAGCAAAAAAUGAUCCGCUAACACUUGUGUACUUCAAUCUUAUUUUCGUUAGAUUGUCUACAAGGAAGUAGAAAUGAAGCCACCUCUCCUGAGAGGAGAAAUGAUGCCACCUGGAGGAUUUACAGUGCAGAGUAAAUGUAAAGUUCUUCAGAUAAUUCAGUUUUCAUGACAUUGCAUCUAUAAUAUAUCCUGUAACUACAAGUUACUCCUCUAACUACAAGUUACGUGCAUUAUCCUUAACUUACUGGCCAACCCAAGCAUAACUCGGAACAUUAGAGUGAACAAAUUUAUGAUAACAAUAAUAGUAUUGAUGAAUAUAAUCCGUCAUGAUAAUGAUGAUGACAAUUAUGAUGGUGAUGGUGGUGGUGAUGGUGAAGGUGAUAUGAUGAUGAUGAUGAUGAUGAUGAUGAUGAUGAUGAUGAUGAUGAUGAUGAUAAUGAUGAUGAUGAUGAUGAUAGUGACCUUAAGCAACUACGACGGCGACGACGGCGGUGAAAACAUCGCUAAAAAAUGUAGUCGUCGUCGUAUUUGCUCAAGGUCCCUGAUGAUGAUGGCGACGACGACGAUGACGAUAAAGGUGAUGAUGGUAAUGAUGAUAAUCCCGAAAAAAGUUUAUCAAAAAUCCAGCAACAAAAAUAACCAUAGCGGAAAUAGAACGAAGAACUUAAUACUCACGUUCACAGCCAACAGCAUAGCAUUUUAACGUACAGACAACCACUUGAAUCACGAUAUGAUUGGCCAGUCGGAACGACAGCCAUAGUUGGUGGUUACAUUUAAACCCCUUAACUGACGCUACACAACCCUACACGAGUCGGUCAGUGUUUGUCUUUUAUAACAAAAUAUCAAAAUCCCUCUAUUUGAAUUUCAUGUAAGGCAGGGGCGGAUCUAGGGGGAGGGUGCAGGGGGUGCGCACCCCCCUCCCCCGCCCUGAGAUGACCUGCGGUUUUCUAAUGCAACUGGUAUUCUGCCAAAAAAAAAAACAAAAAAACUAUGUGGUUUAUUGGUGUUGAAGUAGAGCAAGAGACGAGUGCACCCCCUCCUAACAAAAAACCUGGAUCCGCCCCUGUAAGGCGUUUCAUACUGUAUGCUAUUGUACUUAUUUUCUUUUCCUUUUUUCUCAUGAAAUUUAAUAUUGCCUUUAUUGUCCUGCCUAGAUUAGCGUAAUAGCUGUUUGCGGGGCAUUAAGUAUUGUAUGGUUUAUAGUUCUGUUAAAAAAUACAUUGAUAUUGUAAUUUGUUGCUGUUGUUGUUGAUUUAUUUAUUUAUUAUUUUUUUCCUAGAUGAGGUACAGCCAGUGCCAUUCCAACUCCCCUCAGUGAAACCUGACGCAGAAAAACCAAACCCCAAACUGGGUGUUGGACAGGUCGCUUUUAGCAAUGAUAACAGAUUUUUAGCCACUAAAAAUGGUAAGUAACUCUUAACUUUAAUUCAUUACCCUCCGAUAGAUAGCCGUGCAGUUAUGAAGUGGUCACUUUCAUUCCUACCAUGCAGCUGUUGUCUUAUUUCUCUUUCAGACAACAUGCCCAAUGCUCUUUGGGUGUGGGAUUUACCUAAAUUAUGUCUCACUGCAAUUUUACUACAGUCAAACUCAGUUAGAGGUUUGUAUAACCGUAUAUAUUUUACGUAUAUAUUUUAGUUUAUUUAUUUAUUUAUUAUGUUCAAGUUUCACAGUACGUAUGCGUGUUUGCAAGUCCUCCAAGUUUAGCCGAUAAAAAAUUCGCAAGAUAUAUGCGGUGGCCAGAACAGAUGUCUUUUGCAGGGUGUGGCUGCGGCACUCGGCUUCAAUAGACAUUAUUAUUAUUGUUAUUGUUGUUGUUGUUAGGAUCAGUGAUUCACUGGUAAGUCUUUCCUUGGUUGCAACGAUGACGCCUUUAAUUAGACAUUGUCCCGUAGCACUUUGAUUUCUUAAACUCAAACCAUUCUAGAUUAAUUCACGAUCAGUUUGCCGCGCUAGGCGCGAACUUCAUGUUCACUUUAUUUCAGGUCCCGAGGGAAACGGUUAGUUUUGACAUCUAUUUCACUUUAUUUUCGUUUUGUAGCUUUCCAGUGGGAUCCUAAACAACCCCGACUGGCGCUUUGCACAGCAAAUAACAAGCUUUACAUGUGGUCACCCGCAGGCUGUGUGUCAGUGGUCGUACCCACCGAAGGUAGGGUCAUCGCAAAACGCUAAUUUACUUUGCAAUCAUCCCUCUAGUACGCUGAGGUAUUUUCAAACGACCUUCAUUUGCAGAGGUACCUAUUAUUGCGUUCGACGAAGGAAGAACGCUUCCUAAUCUCCUGGGUUGCCUGUUAUCGCGUAGGUUCCCUGUGCACGCAAGCGAAAGCUAACCCGUGUUUUUUCGUUCCAUGGUUCACCCUUUUUGAAUGACGUCACAAUUUCGUUGCGCAAAGCAUUCUGCCUCGUGCUUCGCUGUUUGUUGGAUGUUCGGAAGGUUCAAGCUUUAUUUACGUCAUAAGCAAUUGUCAUACGGCAAUCACGUGCAUCACUGGUUCCAUCAAGGUCAACUAGAUGAUUACACGGGGAUAUUUGAGUUCGGCAAAAGAAUGAACUUUGGAGUUGUUUUCUAAGCGGGUUUUAUCACUGAGCUGAUGAUUCUGCUAAACUUUUCGGUCAAUGCCGUUCAAAUCGAGCUGGAACUUCGUAGAAACACACAAAUAAAGACCAGGUAACAUUUGUACCGUGAGAAGUUUACCCGUGCGUUUGAGUCUAUUUACAUAUUUGUAGUUUAACCUCUUUCAUGCACGAAAAAGUAAGCUUGAGCGUAUCAGUGCAGGUUGUUACAACUGUAAUGCUUUAUUCACGUCUGAUAUCUCUACGCGGGUAAUUUUGCAUGAUAAGUAUCUCGCUCGCUGAAGCAAGCUAAGUUUAAAACAUGUUGAACUGACCUACAUGAACGUAAAAUAAUCAUGAGAUGAAAAGUUUGCACAAUGGCAAAAGAUUCUGUCCGGUUCUCUGACAUCAGCAAUCUAGCAGAAACCUAAUAUGUUUCCGUCGCUCCUAUGAUCAUUGUUUUCACUUCAAGUUGUGUCACGCAAGAAGCCAAGACUUUUAACCUUCAAGGCUACCAUUUUUUCGAAGUUUGUAGUGACAUGUUUAUCUUUUUAACAACAAAGAACUUUUUACGAUCUACUUUACAUUUUUGUCGACCAUGCUUGAGGGAGAGUAAGACAUUUUAAGAGUAGAGAGUUAAUGAGUGAGAUAUUUUGAAGCCGUAUACGCGAAGAACAUUUUUUACGAAAAGAAUGUUUACCUUUUAAUUCAUGAUCUCUUCCAUGAUUUUGAAAUCAAGCUUGACGACACAAAAGCUAAUCUGGAGCUAAGAAAACUCGAACGUACUUAUUGAUCUAUGAUUACUACUAGUAACAUAAAGAUACAGUUCUCGGCGAACAGAACUUGAGAAAUUCAUGACCCCUUUUCCGAUAAAAAGUUUCGUUCUGUACAACCACAAGGUUAUCAUCUUCUCUUGUUGAUCGUGUUUAGACUGUACUUUGUGUGAUGUCCUCUUCGUUUUAAACAUAGCUUUCCCAGAUGUGAUAUUAAGUGCCUGUUGGAGAGGAUUAAAGAAGGCGAAACACUCGUACGUGCAAUUGAUGUUGGAAUGUGUUGUUAUGAAUUUGCAUGAUCUACUUUUAGCUCGCAAAAGCGGGCUUACAAACGUUAAUCAAAUUACCUGCGUUUGCCACUUAAAUACUGAAACACAACAACAACAAAGGACAACGUCAUGUUGAUCGUUUAAAAGAGGAUGUUUUUGUUUGUUUGUUUGUUUGUUUUUAUUUCCCAUGCACAUUCAAUGUUUUUUUUUUAAUCACCAUGCACAUCUAGGAAAGCUGUGUUCAUCACGGAAGCAGCCUUUAUAUAAAGCACGGUUCGCAACUAAAAUAAUUAUUAAACCUGUGUUACAACUUUUUCCCCUUGUUUUAUGCUUUCUUUGUCAUCUCUUGUUUCAGCACCAUUUCACGUCACCUCAUUGCAGUUCCACCCUGAUGGUAACAUUCUCAUGCUUCUUGGGAAAGAUCAGAUGUGUCUUUGCUUUCUCACGGAUCCAAGAACAUAGUAUCAUGUUCACGGUGCUUCUUCUUCUAUGAGCUUAGUAUUAUAAAGCUUUAAAGCUAGGAUAAACCCCCGCAUUAAUCACUGUCUACCAGAUGAGAAAGCAGUUGUGUUAUUCAGUGGUUACUGUUAUGCAACUUGUUGAUAACUGAGGUCAGGAACCGGUCUCAUAAAGUAUCCAGAGAUUUAGUUUACAUUUUCUGCGUACCAUUCCUUUUGCUGCGGAUCUUCUGGCACGGCGAUAAGGAUAUCUCGGCCGGUGACGGAUUAGCGAGUAUUAGAAAUAUAAAAGCAGCAAGAAAAAAAAAUGCAUCAGUACUUAAGGAACAGUUGCAAAAACGCCCACUUAAUGUUAAUUUCCUUUUAUGCAGUCAGACACGGACAUUAAAAGGUAACUUUCUCAGGCGACACUUGCGCUGUAAAAUUAUAAUUGGUCUUCUGUUGUUCUUUUUCCAAACAUCGCACGGUAAAACUGCAAUGUGAAAUUCUGACAUUCAGUAAAUGCCUUUCGGCUCUUCAUAGAAUUGAUUCAGCUUCUUUCCUUAAACUGUCGAUCUGAGUUUCAACCACAUUGGUAAGGUGAUAAAAUCACUUGUUGUCACGUGACUAACAGCAUCCCACCGAAUCACUCCUUUAACACUAAUUUGUUUUCCCUCCGUUAGAAUGUUGUGUACAUAGUUUUACUGGUACAUUUAUUGGUGUACAACAGACUAAAUGCCUGAAGAAGUUAUUAAAAACGGUUCACUCUAGAACUAUGACUGCAUGACAAGGG
This is a messenger RNA of Porites lobata, 23754 nucleotides long. Lineage: Eukaryota; Metazoa; Cnidaria; Anthozoa; Scleractinia; Poritidae. The record is from the annotation of a GenBank genome assembly.